This is a messenger RNA of Oryza brachyantha (malo sina), 896 nucleotides long. Its product is annotated as enoyl-CoA delta isomerase 2, peroxisomal-like. The transcript has a single exon. Gene Ontology annotation, biological process: fatty acid beta-oxidation. The coding region runs from base 78 to 803 and encodes 241 amino acids. Gene Ontology annotation, molecular function: delta(3)-delta(2)-enoyl-CoA isomerase activity; enoyl-CoA hydratase activity. Gene Ontology annotation, cellular component: peroxisome. The record is from RefSeq and is a predicted model, not a curated record. Lineage: Eukaryota; Viridiplantae; Streptophyta; Magnoliopsida; Poales; Poaceae.
GCGAAGCUUAUGCCCAAAAGGCCGACGGAAACACCAAGGAGUCCAGCCGUGUAGGUGUCGACAGCAUUCGUCCCCAAAUGGACACGGCGAGCCUGUGCGCCGUGGAGAAGCGCGGCCGCGUCCACGUUAUCACCCUCACCGGCGCCGGCGAGCACCGCCUCGGCCCGCCCCUCCUGUCCGCUCUCCGCUCCGCCGUCGCCGCAGUCCGCGCCGCCCCGGGCGCCGGCGCGCUCGUCGUCGCCGCCGAGGGCAAGUACUUCUCCAACGGCUUCGACCUGGCCUGGGCGCGCACCGCACCGCUCGAGCUGCACGCCUCCAUGGGCGGCGCGUUCCGGGACCUCGUCGCCGACCUCCUCGCGCUCCCGAUGCCCACCGUCGCCGCCGUCACCGGCCACGCCGCGGCUGCCGGGUGCGCGCUCGCGCUGGCCCACGACGCGGUGGUCAUGCGCGCCUCCCGCGGGUUCCUGUACAUGAGCGAGGUCGACGCCGGGAUCAAGAUCGUCGACUACUUCGCCGAGCUGAUCCGGCAGAAGGUCCCCGACGCCGUCAACAGGAGGGACCUGCUCCUCCGGGGCGACAAGAUGGCGGCCGCGGAGGCCCUGCGGCGGGGCGUCGUGGACGCGGCCGUCGACGGCGGCGUCGACGACGUGGUGGCCGCGGCCGUCCAGGCGGCGGAGGCGCUCGCGGCGAGAGGUUGGGACGGUGAGAUCGUGGCGGAGAACAGGAAGGCGAUUUGGCCGGCGCUGUGGACCAAGGUGAAGGACGGCGGCGCCGACGACGAGCCGCCGCGGCCGCGGCUGUAGCCGCACGCCGGCGUCGUGUACCCAUCCGUUGUACUAUCAAGAUUGGAGCGUGAUUAUGAGAUGCAAUCCUGCUACUUAUCAUCACAUUCACUG